Solanum stenotomum is the source of this 369-nucleotide messenger RNA. Its product is annotated as transcription factor MYB27-like. Lineage: Eukaryota; Viridiplantae; Streptophyta; Magnoliopsida; Solanales; Solanaceae. Gene Ontology annotation, molecular function: DNA-binding transcription factor activity; sequence-specific DNA binding. Gene Ontology annotation, cellular component: nucleus. The coding region runs from base 1 to 369 and encodes 122 amino acids. Gene Ontology annotation, biological process: regulation of DNA-templated transcription. The transcript is spliced from 3 exons. The record is from RefSeq and is a predicted model, not a curated record.
AUGCAAGAAGAGAAAUUACGAAAAGGGCCUUGGCUCGACGAGGAAGACGAGAGACUAGCAUAUGUUAUCGCCAUUUUAGGUGAACGUCGUUGGGAUGCCUUAGCAAAAGCUUCAGGGCUGAGGAGGAGUGGGAAAAGCUGCAGAUUAAGAUGGAUGAACUAUCUUAGACCUAACUUAAAACAUGGCCAUAUCACUCAAGAUGAAGAACAUCUAAUUAUUAAACUUCAGAAACAAUUGGGAAACAAGUGGUCAAAGAUUGCUAAACAAUUGCCAGGAAGAACUGAUAAUGAAAUAAAGAAUUAUUGGAGAAGUCAUUUGAGAAAGAAAGCACUUAUUUAUGAACAAGGUCCAAUUCAACAUUCUCCUUAA